ACGAAAAUAGUACAGCAGAAUACACGACCAGGAACAAACACGUUCCUCUACUACAUAACCGAAGGUCACAAUAAUUAAUCCCGCACAAAGAAACAGGCGGGCCGGCUGUCUAAUAAAGCCCAACUAAUGAUUCACGAACAGGUGCUAACAAUAAACAUACAAGGAGGGGGAGGAAAGACAAUCAGUGGCAGCUAAUAGGCCGGUGACGACGACCGCCGAGCGCCACCCAACCGGGAAGGGAAGCCACCCUUGGUCGGACUCGUGACAGAGCUACCUGCUCUUCUAAACCAACCUGAAGUGGCUUGGGGUUGGGUCUCUACUUGAAGAGCAUCUCUACAGACUAACACAUAGAGAUGUAGAUUUCAGUGGACGACUGCACGGAUUGGUCAGUGGACUACUUGAAAUACAAAGUGCUUUUGGGGGAACCGGUGCGGAUUAAAUGUGCUUUAUUCUAUGGAUACAUCAGAGCGAACUACACCCACUCCCAGAGUGUGGGACUAAGCCUUAUGUGGUAUAAAAGUACAGGACACGGAGACUUUGAGGAGCCUAUCUCUUUCGACGGCAUCAGAAUGAACAAGGAGGAGGACGCUAUCUGGUUUAGACCCACCGAGCUCCAAGACGUUGGACACUAUUCCUGUGUAUUGAGGAAUUCCACAUAUUGUAUGAAAGUGUCCAUGUCACUGACAGUGGCGGAGAACGACACAGACCUCUGCUACAACUCCAAAAUGAGGUACUUCGAGAAGGCAGAGUUAAGCAAAAGUAAAGAUAUCACCUGUCCGGACAUUGAGGAUUAUGUACAGCCGGGGAAGGAGCCAGAGAUAGUAUGGUACAAGGAAUGCAAGCCAAAGCAGUGGAGACAAAGCAUUGUAAGGAGAAGAGAUACUCUCUCUAUCCGGGAGGUGCGUGAAGAUGACAUUGGAAAUUACACGUGUGAAUUACAGUUUGGCAGCUUCGUGGUGAGAAGAACUACAGAACUAUCUGUUACAGCCCCUCUGACAGACAAGCCUCCAAAGAUCCUGUUCCCCUCAGAAAGCAAACUCAGCAUCCUGGAGCUGCAGUUAGGAAGUCAAGUCAACCUGACGUGCCGAGCGUUCUUCGGCUUCGCCGGGGAGGUCAGUCCGCUCAUCUACUGGAUGAAGGGAGAGAAGUUCAUCGAAGACCUGGACGUGGAGAGGUUCAGAGAGAGUGACAUCAAGCUUAUCCGGGAGCACCUGGGAGAGCAGGAGGUGUCGAUCACCCUGACCAUUGACUCGGUGGAAGAGGCUGAUCUGGGGAACUACUCCUGCUUCGUGGAGAAUGGCAACGGCAGACGGCAGGCUAACAUCCAGCUCACAAAGAGAGCAGAGCUUAUGUACACAGUGGAGCUGGCGGGAGGCUUGGGGGCCAUCUUGUUGUUGUUGAUCUGCCUCGUGACCCUCUACAAGUGCUACAAGAUGGAGCUCAUGCUCUUCUACAGGAACCAUUUUGGCAGCGAGGACAUCGACGGAGAUAAUAAGGACUAUGAUGCCUAUCUGUCAUACACCAAAGUGGACCCGGACCAGUGGAGUCAGGAGACGCGUGAGGAGGAACGCUUCGCCCUGGAGAUCCUACCCGACGUCCUGGAGAGGCAUUAUGGGUAUAAACUGUUCAUUCCAGACAGGGACUUGAUCCCAACCGGAAGUUUCACCAAUGAUCAUUUCCAGGACGAUUCAAGACUCCUUAGAGCCUAUAUCGAGGACGUGGCACGCUGUGUGGACCAAUCCAAGCGCCUCAUCAUCGUCAUGACACCCAAUUAUGUGGUGCGGCGGGGUUGGAGCAUCUUCGAGCUGGAGACCCGCCUCCGGAACAUGCUGGUCACCGGGGAGAUCAAGGUGAUUCUGAUUGAGUGUGCCGAGCUGCAUGGCAUCAUGAACUACCAGGAAGUGGAAGCGCUCAAACACACCAUCAAGAUGCUGACCGUCAUCAAGUGGCGUGGCCCCAAGAGCAACAAGCUCAGCUCCAACUUCUGGAAACACUUGCAGUACGAGAUGCCCUUCAAACACAUGGAGCCCAUCAUCAGCAAUGAGCAGGUGCUGGACGUCAGCGAGCAGGGCCCUUUCAGCGAGCUCCAGACCGUCUCCGCCAUCUCCAUGGCAGCCGCCACCUCCACCGCCAUGGCCACGGCGCACCCGGACUUGCGGAGCACCUUCCACAACUCCACUGUCAACUACCACACCCAGAUGAGGCAGCAGAAACAUUACUACCGCAGCUACGAGUACGACAUGGCCCCCGGCGGCAGCCUGCCUCCCCUCUCCACCCUGGGUAACCAGCACACCUACUGCAACAUCCCUAUGACUCUGAUCAACGGACAGAGACCCCACGGCCAGGCCAGGACACCCAGAGAACAGAGCAUCGAGGAGGCACACGCCAAUAACGCCAUGCUACCGCUGCUGCCACGCGAGACCAGUAUAUCCAGUGUCAUCUGGUGACAGCACCAGGCUGGCAUAGGGACAGAUGGGAUAUAUUGUAUGUAGAGGGAGAACUAGCUGGCAGAGUGUGUGGUGGUGGUGGUGGUGGUGGCGGUGGAGGGGGUGUUGCUACGGAGACCGUUAGUGGACUAGAGACGGCUGCUGUGGAAUUUGCACCAGGAUUCACAGGGGGAAAUCACCAACACAGGACAAGUCAUUCCGUCAGACUCAGACCACAUUUGUUUGACAAGGACUAAGGAGGAUUUGGCGUGAAAAGGAGAACCCGUUUGGUGUGAAAUGCCUGUACACACAGAGACCAACGCCCAUGUUCACUUACCCAGACACUCAAGGAAUACAGGGUCUUGUACAUAUAUUUUAUAUUUCUUUAUAGCGUCAGUAUUUUUCUGUUGUUUUUCUUUGACCUUUCAUUCACCAGUUUUUAUCAUCAAAUUUCUAUGUCUGUUUUGAUUUAUGGUUUGAAUUUGUUUGUAUUUGGGUUUGAAAGUGAAACGAUGGUCUGUGAGGUCUGUUGGCUGAACUGUUGUAAUUUUGAUCUGGACUUGUAGUGGUACUGGUGGUUUGAACUCUUUGUUUUUGAACAGUUAUGGUAUUGUAGCGGGAAAGUUUGGAUGUUUCAUUCGAAAGAAAAUUGCCUUUUUUGUUGUCCUGGUUACAUAGAUGGAAUCUUCUUUUAUUUGGGACUCUUAUUAAACUAAACUAGAUUAUGCAACAGAUGAAGAGGCCUGGGAGUAUGCAAAAUAUGAAUAGAUGAACCGACACAUCAGGACACUAUAGAGACUGGUGCUAGACUUGGUGUGCAAGUGUUGCAGCUCUCGCAAACAUAGUGACAUGCUCUUUUGAAAAGAAAAGCCUUUCUGUUCAGCUUAACAGAAACAUAUAUCACCCUAAAAACAACUAUGUGUAUUAUUUUAUGAGAAAGUAUAUUUUUGUAACAAAAAUAUUUGCUUGGAAGUACAUACUUAUUCACAUUUCAUCCCACUAAUGACAGAAAUAGAGUAACAUGCAUUCUGUUUUCUACAUUAUUUUGCUAUGCAGUUACCAAAUUGCAUAGCAGACAAAGUUUGGAUGUUUGAGUCCUUCACUAAAUGUCUUAUGUUAGUGGAAAGAUGAAAAGAUAUAAAAUAAUUUGAGGGGGGUGUAUAUUUGUGUUUCGAAGACUUUUCCAUAACAGAGGAGUGUGCAUAGUAACUAGAUGUUUUCAACCUAUGAUAUAUGUCAAUGUAUUUAAAAAGAAGAAACACUGUUCACACUCGAAAACGUUAAUCAAAGCAGAUUCAUGAGAAGUAUCUUCAUUUCCCCACCGCACAUGAAUACCAGAUAACCUCGACGUAGUGCCUCCCUGAUUUCUAUGGAGAAGGACAGCAGCCAUUUUGAAAAGACGACACACUGAACACAGUUGACUUCUAAGAUAAGUUCAGUGUGUUGUUGUCAAUAUGUUCCUAGAAGAAGAAAUGUCUAGCAUACCAUGUGACAGUCUGUCAAACGGACCAAAAUACAGGAGUAAAUCAUGGAGUUCCACCCAAGUGAAAUGUAUCUCCACACACAGUGACAAAUAAAUGCACAUCCAUUUUGAUUCCUCUGAAAUUCAACUUAAACCCCUUCAAAUAUCCAAUGGUCCGUAGUGGUACGGGAAAAGGCAAGAUUAUCCUCAUUAUUCUUCAAGCAAGUGAGACCAAAGCUAAAAUUGUGCUUG
This is a messenger RNA of Oncorhynchus nerka (sockeye salmon), 4140 nucleotides long. RefSeq names its product interleukin-1 receptor accessory protein-like 1. Bases 507 to 2447 code for a protein of 646 amino acids. Gene Ontology annotation, molecular function: interleukin-1 receptor activity. The transcript has 12 exons. Gene Ontology annotation, biological process: signal transduction; negative regulation of exocytosis. The record is from RefSeq and is a predicted model, not a curated record. NCBI's taxonomy places the organism in Eukaryota, Metazoa, Chordata, Actinopteri, Salmoniformes, Salmonidae.